AUGAUUCCCACAGGCCUUGCUGUGGGCCUGAGCAGCCUUCUCCUCUGCUCGGGCACCGCAUCAGCCUUGGUAUGGAACACCUUUGACGGCCCAGGCUCCCCAGCCUGCCACAAUGUCUCCCGGGUCCACAACGCCACCUCCGUCGAGGAUAUGCAAUCCGUCGUCAAGUCAGCCAUCCAGUCCAAGUCCUUGGUCCGCGCCGCAGGAAAGGGCCACAUGUGGUACGAUACCCAAUGCAGCGACGACUCGACCAUCAUCAUCCGAACUGCCAAUGUGGCCGGCAUCUACGACUUCAGCCUUCCCGAGGGGGCCCCCCAUGGGUCCGUACUUGUUGACGCUGGAGUUACUUUCUUCCAGCUGGCCGAGUAUCUCCAUGAUAGGGGUGCCAGUGUUGGGUACACCCUCACAAACUGGAACAUCAGUUUCGGCGGGAGUGUGGCGAUGGGGGCUCACAGAAGCUCGAUUAGAGAAGACUCGAUGGUGGCGGCGGGUGUGUUGGCCAUGGAUAUCAUUGAUGGAAAGGGGGAGAUCAGAAAAGUAAAAAGGAAUGAGAGUGAUGAUGACUGGUUGGCUGCUUCGACCAGUCUGGGAUUGUUGGGAAUUAUUGCGAGGAUAAAACUCAAGAUCUAUCCUGACAGCAAGGUUUAUGCCAAGCAGAACACUUUCGACGAAAAGGAAAUUCUCGAGGGCGACAUCUACGGCAUGAUUGCCCCGUACGCAACAGCGAAUCUCUGGUGGUGGCCCUACAAGAGAAAGUUUCACCAGCGAUAUUACGAUUGGCCGGUUUAUGGUUGGAACUAUGAUGUAUUGAUCGGUGGUCUCUACCCAGACCAAAAGGCUCAGUGGGACUAUGGGCUGAGGGCUUACACCCUUGAGCUGGCCUUCCCGGUAACGAUGGCGAAUGCGGUGUUGAAGAGAGCGAGAGGGCUAUUUGAUGAGGAGUUGAAGAGGGGGAUUAUCAUGACGAGUACGUAUAGGAGCGGGAUUAAUAUCAAGUUCGGUCGGCACUAUUUUGACUUUCUUGGGCAGCAGACAUACAACACUUCUGACGGGGUGGAUUGGUCAAAGGGGACGAUCAUGUCGAAGAAGCAUCUGGACCCAAACUAUCUGGCCCGGUUCAAAGCUGUGAGACAAAAGUUUGAUCCGAAUGGUAUCUACCGGAAUGUGAUUGGCGAGAUUUUGGAGAUGUAUUGAGCGAUUGGGUAGUGUUGAAGGCAGCGAAACGGAGAGCAAUGAAGUGUUGUUCAUCAUGC
This is a messenger RNA of Podospora pseudopauciseta, 1253 nucleotides long. RefSeq lists its product as uncharacterized. Gene Ontology annotation, molecular function: FAD binding; L-gulono-1,4-lactone dehydrogenase activity; oxidoreductase activity, acting on the CH-OH group of donors, oxygen as acceptor. The record is from RefSeq and is a predicted model, not a curated record. The transcript has 6 exons. Lineage: Eukaryota; Fungi; Ascomycota; Sordariomycetes; Sordariales; Podosporaceae. Bases 1 to 1194 code for a protein of 397 amino acids.